AUGGAUAAAAUCGACGCCAAGUCUGCUGUUGAGCACAAGGUCUCAAGCUCUGGCCACAUGGAACACAUGGAGAGCAACGCAUGCUAUGUGAUGGACCAAGAGCCCUAUGGUCCUGCUGGUUUCCGAGGAAUCUUUGCGAACCGAUACGUUGCUCUCUGCGCUUCAUUCAGCGCCAUUGGGGGCCUGCUUUUCGGAUACGACCAGGGCGUAAUCUCGGUAACUCUGGUUAUGGACCAUUUCCUCCAAAGAUUCCCUGAAGUAUCUGAUGACUAUCCUGGUGGGGGUCUCAAAAAGGGAAUCAUGACCGCCAUGAUUCCGUUGGGCGCGUUCGUCGGAGCCGCAAACGGAGGAUGGGUCGCAGACGUCUACUCGCGCAAGUACUCCAUCAUGAUUGCUGUAGUGGUUUUCCUGGUCGGCUCCGCUUUGCAGACUGCUGCGGUUGACUAUGUCAUGUUGACGGUUGCGCGCUUGAUCGGUGGCCUGGGAGUUGGAAUGCUCAGCAUGGUCGUGCCCAUUUAUAUUUCCGAAAUCUCGCCUCCGGAGAUCCGCGGAUCUCUCCUCGUAUUUGAAGAACUGAGCAUUGUUUUGGGUAUAGUCGUUGCUUUCUGGAUCACUUACGCUACUAGGUAUAUUGACUCGAACUGGUCGUGGCAACUGCCCUUUCUCCUCCAGAUGGUGCCUGGUGUUUUCCUUGGUUUGGGCGCAAUCCUGCUGCCAUUCUCCCCUCGGUGGCUGGCAUCCAAGGGACGCGAUGACGAGGCUCUCUCCAUGCUGGUCAAGCUGAGGCAGCGAGAGAGCGACGACUUUCGUGUGCGUCGGGAGUGGCUCGAAAUCAUCUCUGAAUCCAAAUUUCAGCGCCAAGUGUUGGCAGAGAGACACCCAAAACUCGUGCUUCCCGGCCUCUUGAAUACGGUGAGGCUCGAGAUUGUAUCUUGGGCAGACUGUUUUAGGCGGGGCUGCUUGAAGCGCACCCACGUGGCUGUUGUCGUCAUGUUCUUUCAGCAGUUUGUCGGUAUCAACGCCUUGAUUUAUUACUCCCCCACCCUGUUCGGCACUAUGGGUCUAAAUCUCGAUAUGCAACUCAUCAUGUCAGGUGUACUCAACGUGACACAACUUAUCGGUGUCUUGAGCAGCUUGUAUACCAUGGAUCGCUUCGGGCGUCGCCCCUUGCUUCUGGCAGGCAGUGCAUGCAUGUUCAUCGCCCAUCUCGUCAUCGCCGUCAUGGUGGGCAAGUCUAACCAGUCGUGGCCCUCGCAUGAGACGGAAGCGUGGGUGAGCGUGGCAUUCUUGCUCUUCUACAUGCUUGCUUUUGGCGCUUCCUGGGGCCCUGUCCCCUGGGCUCUUCCUUCAGAGGUGUUCCCGUCAUCCAUGCGUGCCAAGGGUGGCCUCAUCACCCCUCCUCUAGUGCAUAACACAGGUUACGGCGCUUACGUCUUCUUUGCCGUUUUCUGCAUCCUCUCUUCUGUUUGGACAUUCUUUUGUGUUCCAGAAACCAAGGGCAAGAGUUUGGAGGAGAUGGACGAAGUGUUUGGCGACCGUAAGAGUGCUCAGGAUGUUGCUGUGAAGGAAGAAAUUUUUGCUGGCCUCCUUCGGGAGAAGGGUUUCGCCCAGGCUGCCUAA
Clonostachys solani is the source of this 1620-nucleotide messenger RNA. NCBI's taxonomy places the organism in Eukaryota, Fungi, Ascomycota, Sordariomycetes, Hypocreales, Bionectriaceae. The record is from the annotation of a GenBank genome assembly.